UUCAGUGUUAUUUAUUGCAAACUUGAUAUUCCAUAAGUCGGUAAUGAUAGCAUUAAUCACUAUUUAGAUUGCGUUUUUUUUCGACGAUUGCUUCAGAUUAAUAUUGUCUUUCAAAGGCCCACCUAUCUCCAGAAAUCAAAAUCGUAAAACACAGGAAAAGAAGGAUAAUCAAUAACACUGUAGUUGUAUAUCUUCAGCUGCACAAAUGUUGAAGAAAUAUUUAAAACACGUCUUCAUAAUGGAUAUAUAAACUUCGUCAAAAUCCACUUUCACGAAUAUUAUUAGCCGUAUCAUUAUGAUUGUGGACUUAACAUUUUUAAUAAAGUUCUUACCAAAUUACUUCUAUAGUAAAAUAGUUAAAUGAGGUAUGUUCAACCAGGAUAGUCAACCAGAGUGGAUUUUGUAACUUUUAAAGAUCUAUUGCAGAAUCGUACCAGUUAAUGUUAUUAUCAUAAGUAUCAAAUAAUUACAAUAAACUGUAAUGCUUUUUAAUUCAUUGCAAUUUUUUCCUAAUGAAUAGGAAUAACAUUGUUUUUUUUAUAGGUCCACCUGUAUUUGCACCGGAAAACAGAAAUUUAAAAAAAGGAGAAGUGGGACAGUCAAUAACACUGUCGUUUCAUAUCUACAGUUGCCCUGAUGUUGAAGAAAUAAUUAUUGAAAACAUAAGAGAGAAGCCAACCAAAAGUACACAAAUAAAGCAUUACAAUAUUUUGAAUUCUACAUUGCUUUACUCCGAGUUUAACAACACCGUAGGAAUUAAAGGUUACGAGAUUUUAAUCAAAAGUAAAGUAUUGGACAAAGAUGAUUUUCAUGUCUAUCGUAUUACGGCAAAGAAUCGUCUUGGUAAAAGCAGCUAUCAUUUUAAAAUUGUAGAUAUUGAUUUAUGGUUCAUCAACCAAACAGAGCUCAAUACAUUAGUUGGACAGGAAGGUAUAGGAAUGGAGAUCAAAUGUUCCUCUGACACUGUUCAGUACAUUACUGCUUUAUUGAUAGAAUCGAAUGAAUUAAUUAAAGCAAUUGGUGAUAAUUAUUCUGUGAGCUAUUCGUUUAAACCAGACCGAACCGAUCAUUUAACAAAAUAUAAAUGUAUGGACAUUACACACUCGUCAAUAGUGAUUGAAGUUCAAUUAAUUGUAAGGUAUGCUCCUGCAAUUAAAGGCCUUUAUACGAAUAAAACGAUAAAAUGUGAUUGCGAUGGCGUUCCAGCAAUAUACAGUGUGUACCGGUUAGAUCAAAUAUCAAAGUAUGGGGAACUUGUCCGUUCAGUAAACAUGAGUAAUGAAACAAUCAAUAUCAACACGGACCAUUUUCCGUACCAGAUAAAUGGUAUAUAUAUGUGCGUCGUUAGUAAUGGUGUACCGAGUACUAAUGGAAAAGUUCUACAGACAUGGUCAACACAUGUAAAAUAUGAAGGACCACCUGUAUUUGCAUCAGAAAACAGAUAUUUAAACACUGGAACAGUAGGAUUGUCAAUAACACUGUCGUUUCAAAUCUACAGUUACCCUGAUGUUGAAGAAAUAGUCAUCGAAAACAUAGGACCGAAGCCCACCAAAAGUAAGAAAUUCAAACAUAACAACUUAUUGAAUUCUACAUUGCUUUACUCAGAGUUCAACAACAUCGUAGGAGUUGAAGGUUACGAGAUUGUGAUCGAAAGUGAAUUAUUGGAUAUAGAUGAUUUUCAGGUCUAUCGUAUUACAGCAAAGAAUCGCCUAGGUGAAAGCAAUUAUUAUUUUGCAAUUAUAGAUAAUGAGAGUCUUCCGUUGAGCAAAAAUAAAAGAAGAAACUUUGUGAUCCUUUGCAGCAUCGCUACCAUUAUAUUUGUUUAUUUGAUGAUUACUCACGUCUGUGUAUGUGUAAAACAUAUAAAAACUCGGGACCAAAUACAUCAUAAUGUCGAAGAAGACCACAAUUAUCAUACAUAUGAUGAAAUUGGGACAAUUUCGUACCGCGCUGUAAGAACCAUGCGUUUGUCAGACACCAACGACAAUCAAGGCCAGUUCCGGACAGAGCAACAUGAAGUUGGUAUUUCAACUGGUGUCAAUCUGCAAUCAACCGAUGAUGAUUCAACUGAAUUGAUUAUAGGCGUUCCCGAUAAUGGUUUACAGCAAAGCGAUACAGCAGAUGGCCAAGUGCGACGUAUGCAUAUUUCCAUAGAUGAUAGAAACUCGUCUAGUACAGAUUUAUCUCAUAUACAGUCCACUGAUAUACCAAGCUUUGAAAAUACACUAAAUUGCGAUCAAACCAAUGAACAAAUCCAUACAGAAACCCCAAGUGAUCAGCAUAGUCAAACAAGUAUUGACUCUGAAAGUGAAACGUCACAGAAUGUUAUGGUAGGCAGUGAUGGGGAUGGAUAUGAAAACCCUUAUCAGAUUGUAUUACAAGAUCAUCAAGAUAGUUAUCAGUACACUCAGAUCACCAGAGAAAGAAACACUAGCAUCUCAUCUGUUACCAGCCUGCAAUCAUCCGAUGGUAAUACAAUUGAGUUGAAUGCAAUCUUUCCCGAAUAUGUUUUACAACAACGUGAUAUAACGGGAGUGCAAGUGCAAAAUAUGCCUAUAUCCAAGGAUGAUACGAACUUAUAUAAUACAGAUUUGACGCUGACCACGUGCACUGUCGUUCGAAUCGUGCAAAGUAUCGGAAAUAGCAACCAUUCUAUUAAAAAUACAAAUAAAGAAUCAUCAAGUGACAAAAAGAGUCAAGCGAGUGAUGACUCUGAUAGUGAAUCAUCAAAUAAUGUAAUGGUAGGUAAUGUUGGUGAUGGAUAUGAACAUCCUUACCAAAUGGUAUUACAGGAUAAUCCGGGAUGUAACCCCUACGCCGAAAUCAUUAGAGAAAGAGAUAACAGCAAUUCAUCUACUGAAUCUGAUUAAAGUAAAGAGCAACGAAUUGGAACAGGCCCGACCAAAAAGCAGAUUACACCAAUCUUCAAUUUUAAUUUAAAAUUUAAACAAAACAUGUUCAAAACAGAUAAGAACGCGAAUGUUCAAUCUACGUGUGUGGAUAGUUGAAAUAUAUUUUUUUCGAGAAACUUUGAGAUAACUUUUUAUAACAUGUAUAAUGCUUAAACAGCUUUUAUCGUCAAACAAAAUAUUGUAUGCACACAUUUAUAUUGCACAUAAUCGUGUCGCCCAGCACUGUUUAUUUCAAUGUUGUUUGUAAUCUACCAUAAAAACAAAGCUGCCGAUAUAUUUAAGCGCACGACGAUUUGACAUCCUUAUCAAAUUUAAAGCUGCGAGCAAUCCUUGAAACGGUAUGAUUAACAAUUGUUGUUAACUUUAUAUAUUUAUAACUGCUGUUUAUCAUACUGUUAUAUAUAUAAUAGUUAAUUGAUUUUGUUUUUGUAUUUGUUUAUUACUUUAAGUCAUUCGUUUAUUGUUUUACGAUCAAGAUGUAGGGUAGAAAUCCUAGCAAAGAAACCGUAGUUUUGAGUAAGUACGCCAACAAUGCCCGGCAUAAAGGGUGUUCCGAUCAAGAUAGUUAUACUACUAACUCAAUGUCGAAUAAAGUCACCAACCUGGCAAUAGUUCAUAUGAAUUUCCAGAACCAACGGACGUCCCCAGUUAUACCUUGAUGUCUUAUUUUAUCAUUCUAGGACAUUUAGGACAGUUGUUUUGUUAUGUUACUGCCUUAUUGGCAUAUACAUGUUAUCUGCUUUUGUAUAUCAUACAUUACUAUGUCAUAAAUCAAUUGUUAUUCAUGUAUGUACAAAUACAUUGUUUUUCUUUA
Mytilus californianus (California mussel) is the source of this 3726-nucleotide messenger RNA. RefSeq lists its product as uncharacterized. The record is from RefSeq and is a predicted model, not a curated record. Bases 513 to 2870 code for a protein of 785 amino acids. The transcript is spliced from 5 exons. NCBI's taxonomy places the organism in Eukaryota, Metazoa, Mollusca, Bivalvia, Mytilida, Mytilidae.